Molecule: messenger RNA, 123 nt
Organism: Alternaria arborescens
Lineage: Eukaryota; Fungi; Ascomycota; Dothideomycetes; Pleosporales; Pleosporaceae
Exons: 1
Coding region: 1-123 (40 amino acids)
Source: RefSeq, a predicted model, not a curated record
AUGCCCCACCGCCGUGCAGCUCAGCAAUUGCCACCCAACACGCGAGCUCAAGUCUGGAGCUUCAUCGAGCCUUUGUCGAUCGACCCCGCGUCUUUUGGCUCUGGAGCCGCCCAAGCAUACUAG